Gossypium raimondii (Peruvian cotton) is the source of this 793-nucleotide messenger RNA. Its product is annotated as transcription factor MYB1. The coding region runs from base 1 to 744 and encodes 247 amino acids. The transcript has 3 exons. Lineage: Eukaryota; Viridiplantae; Streptophyta; Magnoliopsida; Malvales; Malvaceae. The record is from RefSeq and is a predicted model, not a curated record.
AUGGAAGGCUCAUCUUUAAGAGUUAGAAAAGGUGCAUGGACUGAAGAAGAAGACCUUCUUCUUAAGAAAUGUAUUGAGAAAUAUGGUGAAGGGAAAUGGCAUCAAGUGCCUGCUAGAGCUGGCUUGAAUCGUUGCCGGAAAAGCUGUAGACUGCGGUGGCUGAAUUAUUUGAAGCCUAAUAUCAAGAGAGGACAUUUUGCAGCAGAUGAAGUUGACCUCAUUAUUCGCCUCCAUAACCUCCUAGGUAAUAGAUGGUCACUGAUUGCUGGUAGACUGCCAGGAAGAACAGCAAACGAUGUGAAAAACUAUUGGAACACCCACUUGCUUAAAAAAAUUAUAGAUACGUCCGGUAAAAACUCAAAACCAAAAUCUUAUCAACCAAAUCCCAAUACCAAAAUUAUCAAGCCUCGGCCUCAUAUCUUAUCAAAGCACAGUUUUCUUAUAAGUUUGGAUGAGUACAAUAAUAACAAUAACAACAACCAUGCAGAAGCAAGUAACAACGUGGCAUUAGCUAACGACGGUAAUGACGACUAUGGGUAUUGUUUCCCGAAUGACCACGAUGAGAUGAUGUGGUGGGAAAAUAUGAUGAUAAAUGAAAAGGACGUUGAUGGCUAUCAGCUUCAGUGUUCAGCCAAUGAUUUUGAUCAAAGCGUGUUGGACCAACCUAUGAAUGAAGACAAUUAUGGCAGUAUUAUAGAUGAGGUUUUUCUUGAUGAGGAACUGUGGAAUGUGUUCAACCCAUAGCCAGAAAUAUAUGUUUGUUUGUUGUCAUUGAUGUAAUAAGUAGUAAGUG